Molecule: messenger RNA, 1167 nt
Organism: Letharia columbiana
Lineage: Eukaryota; Fungi; Ascomycota; Lecanoromycetes; Lecanorales; Parmeliaceae
Exons: 6
Coding region: 1-1167 (388 amino acids)
Molecular function (GO): hydrolase activity, hydrolyzing O-glycosyl compounds
Source: RefSeq, a predicted model, not a curated record
AUGCUCUACCACAUCAACAGACUGGCUUGUUUGGCUACAUCUCUAGCCCUACUUACUUUUGCAAAUGCCCAAUUUGUGACUACAAACGGGCUACAAUUUGAGCUGAAUGGGAAACCAUACUCGUUUGCGGGUGCCAAUUCAUGGACUCUUGGUGCUACAGAUCAAGGCUUCAUCCCCGAUGCCAUCAGAGCGGCUCAGAAUAUAGGAUACACAGUGAUCAGGGUUGGAGCAUGGAUCAUGAAAGAUCCGUCCAACAAUCUUCUAGGGAGUUGGGGCAGCGAUGGCGAAGUCUGGUACCAGUUGUGGGAGAACGGCCAGCCGAGUAUCAACACAGGCGCCAACGGUCUAGCAUUGUUAGAUAGUGCUGUUCAACAGGCCGAGGCCGCUGGUAUCCAGCUCAUCAUGUGCUUGAUCAACGAGUGGCCAAACUAUGGAGGUCAGAUCGACUAUGUCAACAACUUACUAGGUGAUGGACAGUCGCAGGCAGAAUUCUACACCAACCCAACCGUCGUCAACGCCUUCAAAAACUAUGUGAGCGACAUCGUGACAAGAUAUCAAGACUCUCCAGCAAUUUUCGCAUGGGAGCUUGCCAAUGAGGCUCGAUGCGAAGAACCCGAGUGCAACGGCAGCCAAGUCCUGACCACUUGGGCCGACCAAAUCAGCCAGUACAUCAAAUCCAUCGACCCCAACCAUCUGGUCACCUUUGGCGGGUACGGCUUCUUCAACGACGGGGCCGGAGCUCACAAUUGGGAUUUCAACUACGACGGCGCUUCCGGAGAAGAUUUCGCCGCCAUCCUUGACCUCCAGAACAUCGACUUCGGCACCUUUCAUCUCUACACUGACGACAACGGAGCCACCGGACCAGACUACGGCCUCCAAUGGCUCAAAGAUCACAAUGACGCCUGCGCAGCAGCGAACAAACCCUGCGUUUUAGAAGAGCUCGGCGUGAACCGAAACAAUCUCGACGUGCAAAGUGUCAUGACGCAGUACCAAACGUACAUUCUCUCCAGCGAAGCCGAAGCUAUCCAAGGCAGUAUGGACUGGUCGAGCUUCUAUGUCGAUGCAGCAUGCCCCAGUCCCUCAGACCCGUACGCGAUAUGCGCUUCGGAUCCGUUCUAUGGUCAGGUUGUGACGGACUUUGCACCGUCCAUGGCGGCGAAGGCAUGA